Molecule: messenger RNA, 6471 nt
Organism: Leptopilina boulardi
Lineage: Eukaryota; Metazoa; Arthropoda; Insecta; Hymenoptera; Figitidae
Gene: Task7
Product: two pore potassium channel protein sup-9
Exons: 5
Coding region: 396-1409 (337 amino acids)
Biological process (GO): stabilization of membrane potential; potassium ion transmembrane transport
Cellular component (GO): membrane
Molecular function (GO): potassium ion leak channel activity
Source: RefSeq, a predicted model, not a curated record
UCAUCUGCUUUCUCACACAGUAUUCAUUGUGGGCGCUGUCACAACACAGAAAAUACGUCUUAUUAGAAACCUUAAAUUUUAUAUAUUUGUUUUUUAAAAAAGGUAAACAAUACACAAAUAAAUAAAUUCUAAGGUAUAAAAUGUGAAGAACAAACAAUUAUAAAAAAACUUCGAAAUAUUACCGAAAAUAUAGUUUAAUAUGAACUUUAUUUUAAACAAUCUUUGUCUGUGAUUGUCUUUAAUUUUUUAAAACUAAGUGAAAUUGAAAAUUAAUUUUUGUAUUGAAUGAAAAUAAGUAUUGUUAGAAAAAAAGAUGCCUUGCUAAAAAAAAUAGUUCUUAGAAAAAAAAGGAAAAAAGAUUGAAUGAAUUUGGCUAAUAACAAAUAAUUCACAAAAUGAAAAGGCAAAAUGUUAGAACAUUGUCCUUGGUGGUGUGCACUUUUACAUAUUUACUUAUUGGUGCUGCUGUGUUUGAUGCAUUGGAAUCUGACACGGAACGCCGUCGUGGAGAAUUUCUUACUGAAGUGAAAAAUAACAUGAUCAAGAAAUACAAUAUUACUGCAGAAGAUUAUCUAAUGGUUGAAAUUGUUAUGAUUGAAAAUAAACCACACAAGGCUGGUCCACAAUGGAAAUUUGCAGGCGCUUUCUAUUUUGCCACUGUGGUUCUAGCAAUGAUAGGUUAUGGACACUCAACGCCAGUUACGAUAGGAGGAAAGGCAUUCUGUAUGGCUUAUGCAAUGGUUGGAAUUCCUCUGGGAUUGGUCAUGUUUCAAAGUAUUGGUGAACGUUUAAAUAAAUUUGCUUCGGUUGUCAUUCGAAAAGCAAAAACUUAUUUAAAAUGUCAACGCACUGAAGCGACGGAAAUGAACCUUAUGUUGGCUACAGGAAUGUUGUCAAGUAUUAUUAUUACGACUGGUGCAGCUGUAUUUUCUCGUUACGAGGGUUGGAGUUACUUUGACAGCUUUUACUAUUGUUUUGUGACACUUACCACCAUAGGUUUUGGAGACUAUGUCGCUCUCCAGAAUGAUCAUGCACUUUCAAAUAAACCAGGUUACGUGGCUUUAAGUUUGGUUUUUAUACUCUUUGGUCUCGCAGUUGUUGCUGCUAGUAUUAAUUUACUAGUUCUUCGGUUUAUGACAAUGAAUGCAGAGGAAGUACGUCGAGAAGAUAAUGAAUUGCAAUCAGCUUCUCAUCACGUAUUAACAUUAGACGGGGAAGUUGUUGCUGUGAAUGGGAAAAUACUUGCUGGUCACGUGCCAAUGAUUAAUGAUACUGAUGAUUGCGUGAGUGUUUGCUCAUGUACAUGUUUGGGUGCAACUAAUUCCGAAUUCUUUGAUUCUUCUGGAUAUCAGGGUUAUAGACCUCCUUCAAUUCCUGCCAGUCUUCGAGUAAAACGAGCAUCCGUCUGAUGGAAGGAGUUCCGAAGACGCAGUUUGCGUCACCGACUUUCUAGAGUUGAUAGUCGUGAACUUCUUGGGAUUGAUGUCUAAUUAUUUUAUUUUUCUAGAAUAUAUAUUAAUUAUUUUCUUUUCAAUAUGUCUAGGAUGUCAUAAUUUUCUGACUUCUCUUAAACAGAUAACUGAAAAUUGAGUAAAACAAGAUUUUUAUUUCGAAACUCGUAUCAAAUCUUUAAUAAAUAUGAAAAUUUAUGUUUUGAAAAAAUCUUCAGAUUUGAAAUACUAUAUAUUGAUGGAAAUAAUAAUGUAUAAUCGUUAAAGUUCCAGAUAUAUGUAUAAAUAGCUGUGAUGUAUAUAAAUUUCAGGGUUGAAUCUUAGAAUCUCGGAAAGUAUUAAAAACAUAGUUAAGAAAUUCGGAACAAACCGAAUUUUUUUAACACUUGAAUAUUAGAUGAAUAAAAUUUAAAAAAACAAUGAAGAUAAUCAUAAUUUUGUAAAAAGAUUGUAUACAUUGAAUGACGUAUGUUUGUAUGCGAAAUUACAGUUGAUAAAUUUUCAUACACGUUUGUAAGCCUUUAAUCCACAAGUAGUUGCGCGAGGCGCUAAUUUUAUGUCUUUCAAUUUUUAUUAAAUACAUAGAAAAAAAAUUUUAAAUCAACUUUUUAAUACGUCAAUUUUACAGAAACAAUUGACACAUGUGGAUUUUUUGCUAAUCAGGCAUAAAUUGCCGUAUUAUAAAGCAGAUUUAAAUGUAUUAAAUCAUAAAGAUAAUAGAAAUUUUGUUUAAUAAUGCGAAUUUACGUAGAAAUAAGUCAUCAAAAUGAAAAAGAUUAUUGUAAUUCCAAUUUGCAUGGCAGUGAAUUAGAGUCUUUUAUAUCUUUUUGCAAUAUGAUGCAGACCUUAUUAAAUGUACUCUUCCUUACACUAGAAUAUCUCCACAAACCUUUAUUCCACAGUAGGGUUAUUUGGGGUAAAUAUUAAUUUGUUGUUGCAUUAAAUUGUUUUUCGACUUCCUUAAAGCAAUUUUAUGCGGUAGUAGAAAAUAUACAUGAGUUUGAAUCGCAUAAAACUAAAUGUUUACAUUUAUCUCGAGUUUUUACGCUUACUCUAAAAUUUAGGAGUAAAUAUAAACAGACCGACAAUAAUAACUACAAUUAUAAAAAAUAAAAAUCCUAUUGAAGUUUUUUAAUUCAGUUCCUUUUUGAUUUUCAAUGAUAAAAAUUUAAUCGUGUAUUUACUUACGAAACUAAAAAUGAAGCUCAAACAUUUACAGUUGACAUUUAUCCCUUGUUUACAGUUAUUCCAAAUGACCCUACUACAAAAUUUCAUUGUUUCUUCAUUUCUGGCAUCUCGUAUGGUUUUUAGAAAGUUUUAUAGUUUAUUGUCAUAACAUUCUUUUUGGAAGUUUUGCACAUAUAUGUUAUUGGCCACCCAACUGAAAAUUCUCACAUAGGCUCUCAUACAAAAUCGUAUACGUAUUUUGAAAGUGAAUUUAAAUAGGAAAAAACGUAGGAAUUAUCAUAUUAAUCCACAUUAUAUUUUAAAAUCCCAUAUGGCUUCCUAAAGAAGAACCCAUGUGAGUUUCCAUAUACCACCCUAUGUGGACAUUUUCAGUAGGGCGUUAGCCAAAAGCCAAGUCGUUUAACCAAUUAUUAUCGGCAAGUACUUAAAAUAUUUUUACUGUGCACAUUUCUGACUGAAUUAGUUUAUAAUAACUUGAGUUAUUUAAAGCAGAUUAAUAAAGAAAUACUAUUUUUUACAAAAAUACACUAUAUCAUAAUCAAGUUUAGUUUUACAUUUCUUAUGACCACAAUUAAGCUCACUGAAAUAACUAAAAAAUUCUAGCCUAUUCCAUAGAAUAUAUUUUCAUGAAACUUGCUCAUGUAUGUUGCUAAUUGUGGGCGUAAAAAUUGAUUUUUGGGAUUGAAUGAGUUAAUUUUUGAUAGUAAAAAUGUAAUUGAUUUUUAAUAUAACGCAACAGGUUGGAUUAAACUAAACUAAUAAAAAAGGUUGAAUUGUUAACGUUAAUGUUAGAAAUAAUUAAACAAGAUAUAAAUUUUAUUCUGAAGAAUAUUAUUUUUGCAGAAUAGUAAUAUAAUAUUAUCUUAAUUUUGCUGAAGAAAAUGGUACAGAAUAUUAAAUUUACAGAAUAUUCAUUUGUAUGAAUUUUCGUUUUACAGAAUUUCAAUUUGUGCCAAAUGUUUUUUUGUAGAAUAUUAAUUUUGCAGAAUACUAGUUCAAAAUAAUCUUAAUUAUGCAGAUAGAAGAUUAGAAAGAAUAUCAAUUUAACAGAAUAUUCAACUGUUCGAAUUGGGAUUGGUCAAUUUUAAACAAAUAGUCCUUAGUCUCCUUCUAGCAGACCAGGCAACUUGAGAGACCUACGAAGCAAUAACUCAACUUAAGAUAUAAAGAAGAAAAAAUGACACAAUUAGUCAAAACCACGAUCAUUACACAGCGGCAAUCAUAUCGAUGUGAUUAUGUCACAUUUAUUAGAGAAUCACGUACUCUGAUCUUCGAUAUAAAUAAAAAUAAAGCAGUUGUUUAGAUAUUAAGCCUCAAAUUUUUUGUAUUUUCUCAGUACUUUGUAAGAGUGGACUCUGACCAUAUGUUUAUAAAUAAAUAAUAAAGAUUCCAUUAAAUAACUAUUACACAAAUUGAAUUUACAAUUAAUUAAUUUUCAUUUAAAUACAAAUUUUGUAACAUUGAUAAUCGGUUGGAAAAAAAUGGAAAUUCUGUAAAAUGAAAAUUAGAAAAAAAGAAAAUUAACAAAUGAGUAUUUUUUAAGAUUAAAAAUCUGUACAAUUUUUUCUGCAAAAUUAAGAUUACUAUUCUAAAAAAUUAGGCUAUAGUGCUUAUUCAUGCGUCCUUAGAUGUUCCAUUAAAUUCUCCCUUCUUCGGUUGCCUUUCCUGCAUCUUUGCACUUUAUUUAAAUACUAACAUAAAUCAACAAAAUUUUAAUUUAUUAUCUAAUUUCUAAGUUAGUAUCAAAGACAUAAGAAUUAUCAUACUAGAUCAUAUUAUUAAACUCUUAAAAUACCUGGAUAUUCAACUGACAUCCUAGAGAUAUCCAUCGAUCUUCAGCGAUUCAAAUUAUUUCAAAAGUUCUAUAAAGGUCCAUAGAUAUCCUGAAAACAUCAUGUGAAUAGCUAAACCGACGAAAUACCUGUAAGUAUUUUUAGGAUGUUCUUAUUAUCUUUUCAGGUUUUAUGAGAGAAACAAUGUUAUACUGCGUUUUUGUAGAGAGAUAUUACUAAAUCGUGUAAAUUUGAUUGAUUUGAGAACAGUAAGUCGUUUUCCGUAGUUUCCGAUGCGCUAUAUGCAAGUGAGAAUAUAGCAGAGCGAUUAUGAUAUCAAUAUUUUGUGAGAACUUAAUAUUAUUAAUUAUAUUAUUAUUAAUAUUACGUAAAUAUGGAGAAAUGACAAAAGAUUAUGUUUAUUGAUACACAAGUGGCGGUCACUGAAGCUAUCUAUUGACAGUUGGCAAUAUAGUGGAAGUUUAAUAUUGGAACAUUCUGGAACAUAGUUGAUGACUUUAAUCUGCAAAUUAUAAAAUAAUGGAAAAUAUGCGGCAAAUUGUUUGUAAGCAUUAAAAAUGUAAAUAUAAUAAAAAAUCCACACUCUAUAAAGUUUGCUCUACAAGAAAAACGUAAAAUAAUGAAUGUAAAAACUAUCAGUGCAUCCAUAAUUAUUUUAGACUGAUUGUGCGUAUUUUACAAACACAGAGAUCUUCUGGAACAAUUUGCUUGCUUUAUUUCCAGGACCGUCGGAAAGAAUUUUUCUCAGGUGGGGAGUAAUUUGACUUGUGUUAAGAAUUUAUUUAAUUCAUUAAAUAAAUUUAAAAAUUUACUUCUUUUACGAAGCUGUAAAACAAAUAUGUACAUUGUACAUCCAUACUUUUUUUACAAGGGCAAAUGUAAUCUGUCAUAGAAAGAUCUUGACCGUUCCGCAGUUAAGGAACUUCUUCUUUUGUUUUCCGGUAUAAUUUUACUAUCUCACUUAAACUCCAAAGUAUGGAAUUCUACACAAAAAAAUUUCCCAGGUAUGGAGUAUUCCUUCACUCCUCACUAUCUCCGCCGGCCCUGUCUAUUUCUGAAAAAAUGUAUUUCAUGAUUAAUUAUUAUAAUACAUCAGCAUUGACGGAGAGGUUUUCACCCUGAAAUCGUUUUAAGGACCCUAAAAAAUGACUAAUGUUUUAAUCCACUCGACUAUGUACUUCAAGUUUGUCAAGUUUCAUUUGAAUUGAGAGGUGUCAUUUGAGUUUUAUUUAUAAAUAUAGAGAAUUCUAGUGUUAUCUCUUUAAACAAUGUCAGUUACAAGCUUAUGCUUCUUCUCCACAUAAUUAUUUCUUAUUAAUUAACUUGAGACACAAAAAUAGUCAUCUUUAAAUAUUAUUUGUAACAAUACGUAACAAUACUUUUUUAUACCAUAAGUGAACUUGAAAUCCGAGGAAUUGAAAAUACCUGAAUUUAAUUUUUAACAUAUCAAAUGUUCUAUAUUAUUCGAAAUAUAUUUAUAUUCUAUUUUACCUAGUGAAAUUAUACCAUAACGGCAUCACGAUAUUCGGAAUAUGCUACGGAUAUUCUAGAUGUAGGCUGAUUCUAUUCUGAAGGCCCUUGAAAAUUAGAACAUCCCAGUCGAAAAUCCUACGCUUUAUAAAGCUGAGUAAAAAGCCCGUUUAAAGCGUUAGAAUAGCUACUAAGAGGUUUUGUUUUCCGUGCGCUCAUUGGUCAAAAGUUUGUCAUUUAAAAUGAUGCAUUCUUUUUUAACCAAUAAAAAAGCUUUCGCUUAAUUUACACUACUCGAUGGCUUUCCGGACGUUCUGAAUAAAUUUUAGAUUUUCGACUGGGAUCUAUAAGAUAUCCAGGAUAUCUUGAAAUAUCCGUUGUUGUAAGGAGAUUUAUUUUUUAAGUCUUCAAAAUCGUGCGACUACUGGAAGAUUAAAGCUAUUGUUAAAAAUUGUCCAGUUGCUACGUAAAUUAUUGUCAUAAGCUAUGUAAAUACAACGCUAAAAUAUUAUUUCCCUCUGUAAGAAAUAAUAAUUAUAAUAUAAUAAAACAAAAGACUGAAAAAUGUA